Messenger RNA from Micromonas commoda, 642 nucleotides. RefSeq lists its product with no specific name. Gene Ontology annotation, cellular component: mitochondrion. The record is from RefSeq and is a predicted model, not a curated record. The transcript has a single exon. Bases 1 to 642 code for a protein of 213 amino acids. NCBI's taxonomy places the organism in Eukaryota, Viridiplantae, Chlorophyta, Mamiellophyceae, Mamiellales, Mamiellaceae.
AUGGACGUGGCGUUCAGGCGGGUCAAGCCCGGCGAGGAGAUUCCGCCGCGGCCGAAGGAAUUGGAUGCAUGGGCCGCUGAUACGGCGACUGGCACCAUGGCGGGGAUGGUGUACGGGGUUAUGCGUGCCAGGGCGGCCGAGGCCAGGGCGUUCGAUCCGGAGUUGGCAGACAUCGUGCGACGCCGCAACCUAUGGAUGAGGAGCGUGCACGAGGCUACAAUGGGAGGCGUGAGGUUCGGGAGUUUCGUCGCGGUGUUCAGUGCGGUGCAGCUCGGGUCCCAGAGCUACAGAGGGGAUAUCAAGGACAUGUGGAACACUGUCGCGGCGGGGGCGAUCACGGCGGGAGCGACCGGCUUAGCGCUCCCGGGUGGAAUCGCGAUGCGACUGCAGGGGCUGGCACUGGGGCUGGUUGUUGGAGGCGGGCUAUGCCUACCACUGGGGUACUUACUACAGGAGAUGGAGAAGCACGCUCUGCCGAUUUCCAUACGAGCCUCGAAGGAGAACGUGGUGGACAAGGGGGGAAAGCAAGGCGGUCGGGAUCACAUCGCUGAUGUUAUAGCGAGCGUGGAAAGCGAGCUGCAGAGCACACCCGACAUCAAGUCCAACUCCAAGCGCUGGUUCCCGUGGUUUAGAGGUGGAUGA